AUGGAUCAGAAUCAAACGGUCGGAAUGGACAUGGACCAGUUCUGCGGUACCAAGUUCUGGGAUGCUAAUCUAACAUGGUACACGAAUAACCCAGAUCUAACAGAAUGCUUUCAAAAGACGAUAUUAGUAUGGGUACCGUGCAUAUUUUUAUGGACGUUCUCAGCGAUGGAAGCAUAUUACCUUUUAAAUAGCAAAAGAAGAAACGUCCCGUACACGUGGUUAUUUAUUUCUAAGCAAGUACUUACUGUAGGAUUAAUUUUACUUUCCAUAGUUGACUUAGGAGUGGCGAUACAUGAAAGUACUUUUCGUACGGUCUACAAUGUUGAUUAUUACACACCUAUAGUAAAAAUUGUUAGCUUUAUGUUAGCAUCGGCUUUGAUGCAAUAUAAUAGAAAACAUGGAAUGCGGACGUCAGGUCUUUUAUUCUUGUUUUGGUUUUUCCUUGCGAUAUGUGGAUGCGUCCAAUACAGAAGCUUUGUAAACAAAUUCAUUAAAGGGGCAGAGCCGACAUACCCACUGGUGUCUUACAUGAUCUACUAUCCAAUAGUAGUGAUAUUAUUUGUACUUAAUUUUCUGGUCGAUGCAGAGCCUAAAUUUUCUGAAUAUCCUACGGUUGAAUCGCCAUGUCCAGAACAAAGCUCUUCUUUUCCUUCAAGAAUUAUGUUCGCGUGGUUUGAUUCGUUAGCAUGGAAAGGUUUCCGAAAACCACUCGAGACGUCCGAUCUGUGGUCUAUGAAUCCAGAGGAUAUGGCCACGGAGAUUGUGCCAAAAUUUGACAAAUAUUGGAAUAAGAACUUGAGAAAGACAGACGAAGUAGAAAGUGUAAAAGUGUCAUACCGACAAACGUCUGGACAAGUGGACUUUAACGGUAGUCGGAAAAAGAAAGUCGCCUCCAUCUUACCGCCUAUCUGCAAAGCUUUCGGAGCAACAUUCAUGUUUGGUGCAUUUCUAAAACUGAUUCAAGAUAUUAUGACUUUUAUUAGUCCACAAAUAUUAAAGCUUCUGAUUGAUUUUAUCGAAGGAGAUGAGCCAAUGUGGAAAGGAUACUUUUAUUCUGUCCUGCUUUUACUUACGGCAAUGCUUCAGACACUAGUACUGUCCCAAUAUUUUCACCGCAUGUUCUUGGUCGGGCUGCGUAUACGAACCGCGCUAAUCGCAGCAAUUUAUCGUAAAGCAUUGAGAAUGUCGAACGCGGCGAGGAAAGAGUCCACACUCGGCGAGAUAGUGAAUCUAAUGUCCGUAGACGCUCAAAGAUUUAUGGAUCUAACUGCGUACAUAAACAUGAUCUGGUCAGCACCUCUGCAAAUAGUUCUAGCUUUAUAUUUUCUCUGGAACAUACUGGGGCCGGCUGUAUUGGCAGGUUUAGCAGUUAUGAUCAUUCUUAUUCCUGUGAACGCAUUAAUUGCCAACAAAGUGAAGACGUUACAAAUCAGACAGAUGAAGAGCAAGGACGAGAGAGUAAAAUUAAUGAACGAAGUACUUAACGGUAUCAAAGUGUUGAAGCUCUAUGCGUGGGAACCUUCAUUCGAGCAGCAGAUACUUAAAAUCAGAGUCAAAGAGAUUCAAGUAUUAAAAGAAGCGGCAUAUCUUAACGCUGGCACGAGCUUUAUAUGGUCGUGUGCGCCCUUUUUGGUAUCUUUGGUAUCUUUUACAACUUACGUACUUAUAGACGAAAAGAACGUCCUAAAUAGUACAAUUGCCUUUGUUUCACUCAGUUUGUUUAACAUCCUAAGAUUUCCACUGUCUAUGCUGCCUAUGAUGAUUACUAAUAUAGUUCAAGCUUACGUCUCUGUAAAACGAAUUAAUAAAUUUAUGAACAUGGAAGAACUGGAUCCUAACAAUGUACAGCAUGAUCCAUCGGAACCGCACGCGUUAGUAAUUGAGAACGGUACUUUUUGUUGGGAUAGCGAAGAAAUCGAGAGACCAAUACUACGAAAUAUCAAUUUGCAUGUAGAACAAGGUCAAUUAGUAGCAAUAGUUGGUACAGUGGGAUCAGGCAAGAGUUCUCUUCUAUCCGCUCUGCUUGGUGAGAUGGAUAAAAUAAGCGGGAAAGUAAAUACAAAAGGGUCAAUUGCAUAUGUCUCGCAACAAGCGUGGAUACAAAAUGCCACGUUGCAGGACAACGUUUUGUUCGGAAAGGCCUUGAACAAAUCAGUAUAUAAUUGUGUGAUUGAAGCGUGUGCGUUAACUCCGGACUUUAAGAUGCUACCCGCGGGAGAUCAAACAGAGAUUGGGGAGAAAGGCAUAAAUUUAUCCGGCGGUCAAAAGCAAAGAGUAGCCUUAGCUAGAGCUGUAUAUAACGAUUCCGAAAAUUAUUUCUUAGAUGAUCCUCUGAGCGCGGUGGAUUCGCACGUAGGAAAACACAUUUUUGAGAAAGUGUUAGGUCCGAAUGGCCUGUUGAAAAAUAAAAGUAGAGUACUUGUUACUCAUAGCAUCACGUACCUGCCGGAGGUCGACAACAUUAUUGUUCUUAAAGACGGCGAGAUAACGGAGAGUGGAACCUAUAAACAAUUGCUGGAGAAGAAAGGUGCUUUCGCCGAAUUCUUAGUGCAACACUUACAAGAAGUGCACGUUGAUGACGGUUCUGAAGCAGAUUUACGUGAAAUUAAACAGCAACUUGAAUCAACAAUGGGAGCAGACGAGUUGCAACAAAAAUUAACUCGAGUACGGUCUAGAAUAUCUGAGAGUCUAAGUGAAUCCGGUUCUGUGACCGAUAAAAAAUCACUCAAUGGUUCUCUUACAAGGCAAUACUCGACAGAAAGUCAACAGUCAGCAAAUUACAUGCAUAGCAAUAGUGUUAAUGUAUCAAAGGAGAAAGAUACACCAAAGCCUAACAACGUCGGCGAGAAACUGACAGAAAUCGAGAAGGCUGAAACUGGAAGCGUAAAAUGGAAAGUGUACUCUCACUACUUGAAAUCCAUUGGAUGGUUCCUAUCGAUAUCGACAAUCGUGAUGAACGCGGUCUUUCAAUCGUUCAGCAUCGGCUCGAGCGUUUGGCUCAGUAUAUGGUCGAACGAUAAUCAGACCGUUGGGAACCACACGUUCGAUACGGCAAAGCGAGACAUGUAUCUCGGCGUUUACGGUGCGCUCGGUUUUGGUCAAGCCACUUUUGUAAUGCUGUCGCAGACAGCGUUGAUUAUCGGCUGCCUACGGAGCAGUAAACUACUGCAUUCCGAGUUAUUAUUCACCAUGCUACGAUCACCUUUAGGAUUCUUUGACACUACGCCGUCCGGCAGAAUAUUAAACCGUUUUGGGAAGGAUAUUGACACAAUAGACAACAUUUUACCUCCAAGUAUUAGGGCUUGGUUGUUUUGUCUAGCAUCGGUGAUAGCCACUCUCUUUGUUAUAAGCUACAGUACACCUAUAUUUGUCGCGGUGAUACUGCCAAUAGGCGCGAUUUAUUAUUUUAUUCAACGUUUUUACGUUGCAACAUCGCGUCAAUUAAAACGAUUAGAAUCCGUGUCGAGAUCUCCUAUAUAUUCGCAUUUUAGUGAAUCUGUGACUGGUGCGCAAAUAAUUAGAGCGUACGGCGUGCAAGAACAAUUUAUCCAUGAAUCUGAAAAUAGAGUAGAUUUUAAUCAAGUGUGUUACUUUCCUAGCAUUAUUGCAAACAGAUGGCUGGCCGUGAGAUUGGAGAUGGUUGGAAACUUAAUUAUAUUCUUCGCAGCUUUGUUCGCUGUUUUAGGUAGAGAUACCAUGAGUUCAGGUCUCGUUGGUCUAUCGGUCAGCUAUGCCUUACAAAUCACCCAGACCUUAAAUUGGCUGGUGCGCAUGACGUCUGACGUCGAGACUAACAUCGUCGCGGUAGAGAGAAUAAAGGAGUAUAGCGAAACCGCGCAAGAAGCACCGUGGAAGAACACUGAAUUUACGCCUUCGAAAGAGUGGCCUAAACACGGUCGCGUUGACUUCAAGGACUUCAAAGUUCGCUAUAGGGAGGGAUUGGAACUCGUGCUGAAUGGUUUGACGUUCAGCGUUCUCGGCGGCGAGAAGAUCGGCAUAGUAGGCAGAACCGGUGCCGGAAAGUCGUCCAUGACAUUGGCGCUUUUCAGAAUAAUUGAGGCAGCACAGGGGAAGAUUUUGAUCGAUGAUAUCGAUAUUUCCAAGCUGGGUCUUCACGACCUGCGCUCGAGAUUGACCAUCAUUCCUCAGGAUCCCGUAUUAUUCUCCGGAACACUAAGGAUGAAUCUGGAUCCUUUUGAUUGCUACAACGACGAGGAAGUUUGGAAGGCGUUGGAGCACGCUCAUCUGAAAUUAUUUGUAGAAAAUUUGCCACACAGUCUUUUACACGAGGUUACUGAAGGCGGAGAGAAUUUAAGCGUAGGACAACGACAAUUGAUCUGUUUAGCAAGAGCAUUACUUAGGAAAACGAAAGUUCUUAUAUUGGAUGAAGCAACAGCUGCAGUUGAUUUAGAAACGGACGAUUUAAUUCAGACUACCAUUCGCCAAGAAUUUAAGAAUUGUACAGUUCUCACAAUAGCCCACAGGCUCAACACUAUUUUAGAUUCUGACAGGGUAAUCGUAUUGGACAAAGGUCUGAUCGUCGAAUAUGAUUCUCCGGAAGUGCUUCUUAGCAAUUCAUCUAGCUCUUUCUACAGUAUGGCUAAGGACGCAGGUCUAGCUGCUUAAGAAAAAAAAAGAAUUCAUAUCACAUAAUCAUUUUUUAGCGGCUGUACGUUAUUCGUGAGCCAGAUGAGGUAAACGACACAAAGAAAGCCAUAGGUCAAAAAAACGCGUAGCCUCAGCAUAGAUUAAUUUGUAUAGUGAAAUAUUUCUAUGCAAAAGAAGCGAGAACGUUUAACGUAAUCGACGGUGCAAAAACUCUUGUCUCAGCAUUGUUGUUGCCAGAUUUUAUUCGAUGACUUUCCGAUUGUACCGUCGAUUACCGAACUUCGUAUAUUCUAGAAUAAGUUUUGUAGUGAAGUCUCUCUUCACGAAGCAAGCAAUGCGACACUUUUAAACUAGCGUCGAUAUCCAAUAUCUAACUUUAACUGGGUAAUCAGGUGGAUUCCUAUCUGAUCAAUAUGUUAUAACCAAUGAAUUAAUUUUCUCGAUGCACUUUACAUUAUA
This is a messenger RNA of Mycetomoellerius zeteki, 5067 nucleotides long. It is a transcript of the gene MRP, whose product is annotated as Multidrug-Resistance like Protein 1. The record is from RefSeq and is a predicted model, not a curated record. NCBI's taxonomy places the organism in Eukaryota, Metazoa, Arthropoda, Insecta, Hymenoptera, Formicidae. Gene Ontology annotation, cellular component: membrane. Gene Ontology annotation, molecular function: ATP hydrolysis activity; ATP binding; ABC-type transporter activity. The transcript is spliced from 21 exons. Bases 1 to 4626 code for a protein of 1541 amino acids. Gene Ontology annotation, biological process: transmembrane transport.